AAAUUCAAUAAUUUGUCCCUUUCUUCUUCUCUUCUCACACACAGCUCUCUUCUCCUCUACUCCACUGCUGCAUUUGCCGGCGACGAAACCCUAAAUCAAUCGCAGCCCAACGCCGCGGAGAAAUCCUAAUUCAAUCAUGGCGGCGGACGACCCGGCGGUUAUCUACCUGCACGGAGAUCUGGAGCUCCACGUCCUCGAGGCGCGCUCGCUCCCCAACAUGGACCUCUUCUCCGAGCGCCUCCGCCGCUGCUUCGCCCCCUGCGGAACCGCCUCCGACGGCGAAGUCUACGCCAGCGGCGGCAGCAAGGCCAGCAGCCGCCACGACCGGAAGCUGCACCACCACCGGAAGAUCAUCACCAGCGACCCCUACGUCACCGUCUCCGUUCCCCAGGCCACACUCGCCCGCACGCGCGUCAUCUCCAACUCGCAGAACCCUAAGUGGAACGAGCGCUUCCACAUCCCCUUAGCCCACCCCUUCGCCAAUCUCGAGAUCCGAGUCAAGGACAACGACGUCUUCGGCGCCGACACCAUGGGGAAGAUCCUCAUCCCCGCGGCGGAGAUCGCCACCGGCGACGAGCUCUGCCAAUGGUACCCCCUCAUUGGCGCGUCGGGGAAACCGCCCAAACCCGACUCCGCGCUGCAUCUUAAAAUGAAAUUCACUCCGUGUGAUAAAAAUCCGCUGUACAAGCACGGCGUCGCCGGCGAUCCCAGCCAUGGAGGGGUUAGGCACACUUAUUUCCCUCUCCGGAAAGGGAGCGCCGUCACUCUGUAUCAGGACGCUCAUGUGUUUCCAGACAAAAUGCCCAAAAUCGAGCUAGACGAGGGCUCAAUUCGGCAGCACGCCACUUGUUGGGAGGAUAUAUGCUAUGCCGUCGCCGAGGCGCACCAUUUGAUAUACAUUACAGGAUGGUCUGUUUUCCAUAAAGUUAGGCUGAUUAGAGAGCCCACCAAACCCUUGCCACGAGGUGGCGAUCUGAUGCUUGGAGACCUGUUGAAGUAUAAGUCUCAGGAAGGAGUUCGAGUUCUGCUGCUGGUUUGGGAUGAUAAGACUUCGCAUGAUAAAUUCCUCAUCAACACGACAGGUGUGAUGGCAACUCAUGAUGAAGAGACAAAGAAGUUUUUUAAGCAUUCAUCUGUAAUUUGUGUUCUGUCACCACGUUAUGGGAGCAGUAAACUUAGCUUUAUUAAACAGCAGGUAGUUGGAAACGUGUUUACACACCAUCAGAAAUGUGUUCUUGUUGAUACUCAAGCACCUGGAAAUAAUCGAAAAGUUACUGCCUUUAUAGGAGGUCUUGAUCUGUGUGAUGGUCGGUAUGAUACACCUGACCAUCGACUAUUCCGUGAUCUUGACACUUGUUUUAAGGAUGAUUUUCAUCAGCCUACGUUUCCGGCAGGAAUGCAAGCUCCAAGGCAGCCAUGGCAUGAUUUGCACUGCAAAAUUGAUGGACCUGCUGCAUAUGAUGUUCUUAUAAAUUUCGCCCAACGUUGGCGCAAAUCAACCAAGUGGAGAGAAUUUAGUAUACUGAAGAAAAAGAUGUCCAAUUGGGAUGAUGAUGCCAUGAUAAAAAUUGAGCGAAUAUCAUGGAUAUUAAGCCCUGCCCUUACCGUAACUAAGGAUGGAACUUACAGGUAUUCUCAGGAGGAUGAUCCCAAGCUAUAUGUGUCUAGAGAAGAACACCCUGAAAAUUGGCAUGUUCAGAUAUUCAGGUCCAUUGAUUCAGGGUCACUCAAAGGCUUUCCCAAAUUCUAUGAUGAAGCUGAGGAACAGAACCUUAUUUGCUCCAAGAAUAUGGUGAUCGACAAAAGCAUUCAAACAGCAUAUAUUCAGGCAAUAAGAUCUGCUCAGCAUUUUAUCUAUAUUGAAAAUCAAUAUUUUCUUGGUUCUUCAUAUGCUUGGCCUUCAUACAAAGAUGCAGGGGCUGAUCAUCUAAUCCCUAUGGAGUUGGCUUUGAAAAUUGCUAGUAAAAUAAGAGCUAACGAGAGAUUCGCCGUGUACAUUAUUAUACCAAUGUGGCCCGAGGGAAAUCCCAAGGACAAUGUUGUGCAAGAAAUUUUGUUCUGGCAGGGACAAACAAUGCAGAUGAUGUAUCAAGUUAUUGCAAAAGAGAUCAAAUCAAUGAAACUCGAUGCACAUCCACUAGACUAUUUGAAUUUCUACUGCAUUGGAAACCGGGAACAGGUUACAGGUCCUGGUGCUGCCUCAGCGGAUGCUGCUAAGAUUUCGGAGGCACAAAAGUUUCAGCGGUUCAUGAUUUAUGUGCAUGCCAAAGGAAUGGUGGUGGAUGACGAGUAUGUAAUAAUAGGAUCUGCCAAUAUAAAUCAGAGAUCAAUGGCUGGCUCAAAAGACACAGAGAUAGCAAUGGGUGGAUAUCAACCUCAUCAUACUUGGGCAAAGAAGCAAAAUCAUCCACAUGGCCAGGUUUAUGGAUAUAGAAUGUCGCUAUGGGCAGAGCAUCUUGGUAUGGUCGAAAAAGUUUACAACACGCCAGAGGAUUUGGAUUGUGUGAGGAGAGUGAACGAGGUUGCUGAUGAUAAUUGGCAGAGAUACACCUGCGACGAAUUUAAAGAGCUGCAAGGUCAUAUUCUCAAGUAUCCGGUGGCAGUUGAUGCAGAUGGCAACGUAAAUCCGAUGAAAGGACAUGAGAACUUCCCUGACGUCGGGGGCAGGGUUCUGGGAGCCCAUUCUCCCACCAUUCCCGAUAUCUUGACAACGUGAUGCCAACCGUGUGUGUGUACGGACCUUGAAUCAACUGGUGUUUGUGUUUAUGUAGAAAUUGAUUGUUUGCAUUUAUUUGUAUUGAAUCAGGGAGUAUAUAAGUAUUGGAUUUGGGUUUGUAAAUUUAUUGUAUUCAUGUGUGAAUAUGUUUGUAUAUGGAGAGAUCGGGCUGCAGAUUGUGAUUGUAAAAUGUGUGGUUUAUGAGCAAAUGAAAUGAGAUUCAGGGACUUGGGAGUAA
This is a messenger RNA of Salvia hispanica, 2954 nucleotides long. RefSeq names its product phospholipase D delta-like. NCBI's taxonomy places the organism in Eukaryota, Viridiplantae, Streptophyta, Magnoliopsida, Lamiales, Lamiaceae. Gene Ontology annotation, biological process: phospholipid catabolic process; phosphatidylcholine metabolic process. Gene Ontology annotation, cellular component: plasma membrane. Gene Ontology annotation, molecular function: calcium ion binding; D-type glycerophospholipase activity. The record is from RefSeq and is a predicted model, not a curated record.